AUCAACGAUCUUAUCAAGCGGACAACGAAUCCAAUCAGCAAAAUGUUGUUUUGGAAGCGUCUUCGUCGCUCCCCCAAUGCUGCAACACUCACGACAGACGACUCUCGGCCCAACUCGACUCAGGAGCGUCGAUUUUUUGGUAUCCUACGUUCGACCAAACGGAAGGAAGUUGCCACACCACCGCCGACCUACCGCCCGAAUGGCGGUGAUCCAACCGCCACGGAUGCCCCGCCAGGGGAUGGACAUGGACACCCACUGGGCUAUGAGGAUGCCGUCACUGUAGAGCUGCAGGCGCAGGAGAACGACUACGUUUUGGAAGAGUCCAGCCGUCGAGUGCACUGCACGCCGCCGCCAUUCUACUGCCCCCUGCCGCUGACACCACCGCCCAGCUACACAGAGAGGCAGGGAACGGUAGCAGGAGCAAGGUCAGGUCCGCCGCAGCUGGCGGAUAAUGCAGCGACGCCCGCGCGAGCAACAGCCAGCAGCAGCGAAGCAGCAGCGCGACAGCAGCAGGCAAGACGUCGCCGACGACUGCGGGAAUUGCAGCAGCAGCAGCAGGAACUACGAUUCGCAUCUAGUACCGACAGCUCCAGCAGCAGCGGAUCCAGCAUCAGCGACUGCGAGUUGGGCAGCGGCGGCAGCGCAGUUAGGCGCCAGCGUCGACGCAGACGCAGACGCAGCCGCGGACUGAGGGAUGCCUAUUGUCCGGACCUGUUGCACGCCUGCGCCCUGAUUCUCCAGCAGCCCGGAAGCAGCGACAGUUCAGUGGGAAACUUCACGGCCACGCCCCCACCGCCAACGCCAGCAGUAGCCCACGGGCGGGCAGAGGGCGAGGAGGAGGAGGAGGAGGGACUGGAGUACAGCUCGGACUAUGUGGAGAUCGACGAGCUGCUGCCACUAGUCGCUGCUGCCGUAGGGCCGAGAGCCAAGAGCACACCCCAACUGCAGCAUGCUGUAGGGCUAGGGCUCGACGACGACGCGAUGGGUCAGAAUCUGAGCCUGCGACGACCUCGAAUCUCACUCACCUGGGUGCUCCGGGAGCAGCAACAGCCGCAGCCGGCGGCGCCGGAGCAGACCCAGAACCAGGACUCCAACGAGGUCAAGUCCUCGGAUCUGGGUGGCGACCACAAGGAGAACGAACUGCAGCACACAUCCAUCAGCAUUGGAAAUGGUGGUGGGCAAACGAGAACGGAGCCAGUGCCCACACAGCUGGAUGUCAGCGUCAGCAAGAAGCGGUACCGAGUCAAGCAGCUGCCGGGCGGCACGGAGCCCCUCAAUGGGUACGCCACCACGCCCACGGGUCACCAGGCGCCGGGCAACGGCCAUCUGGGCCAGCAGAAGUUCUUCAGCAACCAGAAUCUGCUGGACUACAAGGAAAGGGCGGUACCACGGAGCCAGAGCCAUGCGCAGGCCGGAGCUCCGGUGGCCGCCGCCUCCACCAAAGAGCUGCUCUUCGUGUGCACGCCCCAGCGGGCGCCCAAGAGCGAUGCGCACAGCGAGGCCCUGAUACUGGCCCGGAAGCGGAACGAGAUCCGUAAGAAGCUGGCCAGCCGGCUGCAGCAGGCGCGUUCCAUGGGAGUAGGCGCCGCCGCCUCCACCAACGCGGGAGAGUCGUGCAACGGCCAGGCGAGAGCCUCGACAGUCACGACAGCCGACUCGCUGAAGUGCACCUACUCGGAGCCCAGCCUGGUGGCAGCCUCGGAAGUGGGUUGCGGGGUGCCGGGAGGAGCGGCCCCUCAGCAGCAGCGACGGCAUCGCCAUCGCAAGCGCAGGGACCGGAAUCGGGUACAGCGCUUCGGCUAUGAGAUCCACAACGUGGACGAGUUCCUGUCGCGCUGCUCGCUGGCCACGCCGGGCAACAUACCCGUAGUCCUGGCCACGGCCAGCACCCUUUACCAGACGCGUCCGGGUGGCUAUCAGCUGGAGAUUCCCCUGCCGCUGGGCAUGGUCGUGAAUGCCGUCUUCAAGAACCAGAACUGGCUGUACGUGCAGACGCCGCACGCGGAGGAGGGCUACGUCGGCUAUGCCUGCUGCCUGCCGCUGGGAAUCCUCCCGCAGGCGGCUCGAAGCGGCUCCCGGCACACGCCAUGCUGGGAAUCCAACGCAGACGUCUUUCCCCGUCCCUGCGGCAACAUGACCGACUCGGAGAAGGAGAUUCGUAUGCGCGGCGGCACUCGCUCCGAUGGCGCCCGCACUCCACGCAGCUCCAAACCCGUCGCCGAGGUGCUGCCCCUGAGCAUCAAUAACAACAACAACAACAAUAAUAGCAUUAGCCAACAUCAGGUGACCAAGGGGGGCAGCACGACCAGCUCUCUGUACGGGGAGCAGCAUGUGGACAAGCUGUAUCUGCGAGCCGCCUCCCAGCCAAAGCUCGUGGAGAAGGCCUACGCCCAGCUGCGCUCCACUAAGCAGGUGGGUCUGGCCUCCGGCUCAGCAUCGGUACGGAGCGGAGCCUCCAACGAUGAGUACGUCACGCUGCAGCAACAGCAGCAGCAGCAGCAGAAGAGCACCAAGAAGCAGCCCCAUCUGCAUGUGUCCCAGUCCCAGUCUCAGUCCCUGGCAACGCGACGCGUCUCGAACGUCUCGUACAUCACCAAUGGCCACAACGGACAGCAUCUGCAUCCAAAGACCCUUCCCCAGCAGCCCCAGCAGCCACAUCAUCAGCCAGCGGUGGCCACAGCACUGAGCGUGCUACGAAAGCAGCAGCACAACGGGCUACGUCAAACUCUAGUCGCCAUCAACUCGGACUACGUCACGGAGAGCAUUGCGGUGCACAAGGGGGAUAUUGUGACGCUGUGCGAGUGUCGCGAGUCAAAGGAUCAGCGCCAGUGGUUCUACGUGAAGACGCGCGACGGUCGCGAGGGCUUCAUACCGGCCGAGGUGGCCGGCCAUGGCUACCUGUAGACCUGUAGACCAACCCCCAUAGACCUUAGUCCAUACCCAACCCACCUGGCAGCUCCCCCCAAAACAAGUCAAGCUCUACGCGUGUAACUCAAUUAGCAUUAUACCCACCAUAUCCAACGUAAGAACAUUAAUCCACUCCAUUCGCGCUCCUUAGUACGCUUCUAGUUUGUACGAAUAUCUUGUAUGUGAAUCGGCAGUUGUAUAUGGUAUUGUAUAUGUAUGUUCGUGUGUAUCCAGUGGAUUCGAUGCGUCGUAUCCACGAGUAUCUCUAGCUAACCUAACGAGUAGUCUAUGUAAUAGAAAACUUGCUAAACGAAAAUCAAAGACGAGAGCGCAGAAGGAAACUAUUUAUAUGAUUAUUGUACUUGAUGCUUCUACUAAAUAACAUUAACUGAUAUUUAAAUAUAUUAAUUACAAAAUCGUA
Messenger RNA from Drosophila obscura, 3328 nucleotides. RefSeq lists its product as uncharacterized. The record is from RefSeq and is a predicted model, not a curated record. The transcript is spliced from 4 exons. Gene Ontology annotation, molecular function: protein binding. NCBI's taxonomy places the organism in Eukaryota, Metazoa, Arthropoda, Insecta, Diptera, Drosophilidae. The coding region runs from base 43 to 2904 and encodes 953 amino acids.